Messenger RNA from Lachancea fermentati, 798 nucleotides. The record is from the annotation of a GenBank genome assembly. Lineage: Eukaryota; Fungi; Ascomycota; Saccharomycetes; Saccharomycetales; Saccharomycetaceae.
AUGAACCACGAUCCAUUUCAGUGGGGCAGACCAUCUGAUGCUCAUUAUGGUAAUUAUAACAAAAAAAUUGCGGAGGCUUCUCCUUACCCUAAGAUGAAUACUCAGCAACCAAUCGUAACAGGUACUUCUGUAAUUUCAAUGAAAUAUGAUAACGGUGUGAUUAUUGCCGCUGAUAAUUUGGGUUCUUACGGCUCUUUGCUACGUUUUAAUGAUAUUGAAAGAUUAUUUCCUGUGGGAAAGAACACCGUUGUAGGAAUCUCAGGGGACAUCUCAGAUAUGCAGCAUUUGGAAUACUUGCUUGAGGAUAUUCAAACGGAAAACAACUAUGACAAUCAGUAUGCUAAUGAGGAGGAAGCUCUAAAGCCCAGCUAUGUUUUUGAAUAUCUUUCUAACGUCAUGUACAAUCGUAGAUCAAAGAUGAAUCCCCUUUGGAAUGCCAUAAUUGUUGCAGGCAUAGAAGAUGGCAAACCAUUCUUAAGUUAUGUUAAUUUACUGGGUGUCACAUACUCCUCCCCAUCAUUAGCAACUGGUUUCGGUGCCCACUUGGCAUUGCCUUUGCUGAGGAAGGUUGUUGAUGACGAAUCUGACGUGGAAAAGACCAGUAUUGAAAGCGCCAAAGCGGCCAUUAUUGAGUCCAUGAAAGUUUUGUUUUACCGGGACGCUCGUUCUUCAAGAAAAUAUUCCCUAGCGAUUGUUGAUAAAGACGAAGGUUUAAUAUUUGAGAAAGGCCUACAAGUUGAAAACAUGGCUUGGGGGUUUGCUAAGGACAUCAGGGGUUAUGGGACACAGAAAGUGUAA